AUGCUCGACAUCAGGAAACCCGUCAUCAAAUCACAAAAUCGAAAAGCAGCCAAUUUAAUCACUCUUGCCACAGCAUGCUUUGCUACGUGCUUAGAUAUCUUAAACUUAUCUGCCACAAAUAUCGCUAUGCCUUCCAUUGCAAUUGAUUUGGGCCUUGACUCUUCGACGAUACCUUGGUUGAUUGCUUCGUAUGCCAUCGCAUUCGCUGCAUUUUUGUUGCCAGCUGGAAAAUUAGGUGAUCUUUAUGGCUAUCGCAUAAUCUACCUAUCUGGUAUGAUUCUCUUUUUGAUAGCUUCUAUUAUAUGCGCCGUCUCUCCCAACGAAUACGUUCUCUUCGUAUUCCGAGCGAUUCAAGGUCUUGGCGCGGCUUGUACAGUGCCCAACGCUAUCGCAUUGAUUGCAAACAGCUAUGAAGAUGAAAAUGCUAGAAGAAUUGCCUUAUCGACGUUUGGUGGUUCGGGUCCUAUUGGUUUUGUGUUCGGUCUCAUUCUUGGCGGUGUCUUAUCUUUCACCAUUGGAUGGCGAUGGAUCUUCUAUAUUUCAGCCAUAUGUUCGUUUGUCAUGCUCAUUCUCGCUUUUCUCUAUGUUCCGUACUUCCGACACGAAGGAUCGUCUGAGAAGGUGGAUGUGCUUGGAUUCCUUCUUGUAACGAGCGGAUUUAUCCUCAUUAUUUACGCCCUCUCCGACGGACAAUGGCACCUUGCUCGUGACCCUGCCACUCUCAUUAUUGGAGUCUUCCUGAUUGUUGUGUUUCUAUUGUGGCAGUUCAAGGCAACUUAUCCUCUUAUACGUCCUAGCUUGUGGCGCCGUCAAAAUUUCGCUGUCGCUUUCGUGAUCAGCUUUUUGCAUUAUGCAGUGUUCAUGGGAUAUAUCUAUGUAACAACGCUUAUGUUCCAAGAUGCCUUCGGCUAUACUGCGCUUCAAACUGCGCUUUACUACCUUCCUAUGGGAAUAGUGGCAUUUAUCAGCGCAAAUGGUACAGGAUAUAUAACACCUUACACUGGAGUGCGUAGUAUCAUGGUUGUUGGAUCUCUUUUAGGACUGGCAACCAACGUUGGUGCAUUGUUCUACUCUCCAGAGAUAGGGUUCUGGAAACUCAUCUUCCCAGUAUCACUCCUCCUAGCCUUAGGUCUACCAAUGCUUUAUGUAGGGGGUCAAAAUGCUAUGAUUGCCACUGCACCUCCAAGUGAAACUGGAACGCUUGGGGCUGUUUACAACACUGCUGCACAACUUGGGUCUGGUGUUGGUACUGCCAUUAUGACCGCUGUGAUUGAUGGCGUCAACAAGAACGGAGAAAAGGACAUCAGCGGUUUACCUGGAUAUCAUGCGGCCUUUUAUGUCAAUAUUGCUUUACUUGCUAUUUGUGUUGUCGUCAGUGCUGUGUUCGUCAAGGAUGAUCGCAAGAAUGUGAAAGGCUCGGAUGAAUCUGUUGCAACUUUACAAGAUAUGGAGAAGGGUCAAGUGGAAGAUGUCGAAUUUGCAACAGAGCAAGCUGAGAGUUCCGAUCGUACGGCGACCAACAUUUCCGCCUGA
Umbelopsis ramanniana AG is the source of this 1533-nucleotide messenger RNA. RefSeq lists its product as uncharacterized. Gene Ontology annotation, molecular function: transmembrane transporter activity. NCBI's taxonomy places the organism in Eukaryota, Fungi, Mucoromycota, Umbelopsidomycetes, Umbelopsidales, Umbelopsidaceae. The transcript has a single exon. Gene Ontology annotation, cellular component: membrane. The record is from RefSeq and is a predicted model, not a curated record. Gene Ontology annotation, biological process: transmembrane transport. Bases 1 to 1533 code for a protein of 510 amino acids.